Molecule: messenger RNA, 6371 nt
Organism: Thunnus maccoyii (southern bluefin tuna)
Lineage: Eukaryota; Metazoa; Chordata; Actinopteri; Scombriformes; Scombridae
Product: contactin-associated protein-like 5
Exons: 24
Coding region: 303-4208 (1301 amino acids)
Source: RefSeq, a predicted model, not a curated record
GGAGGAGGAGGAAGAGAGAGAGAGAGAGAGAGAGAGAGAGAGAGAGAGCGGGGCUGCAGCUCACAGUGAGGGAGUGUCGGAGUGUCGACGUGGGAGCAUUUCACUCCUUCACACCGCUGCUGCUGCUGCUGCUCUCUCUCUCUCUGUCUCUCUCUCUCUGUCUCUCUCUCUGUCUCUCUCUCUCUCUCUCUCUCUCUCUCCUUUCCCUCCAUGCUGGAAGCGUCUCCUCUUGUUUCUGCCUCCCCGGACAUCGAUCACCCCGCUGCGGAUGUACAGUCCGGUCCUCACAGCCCGGCUCAAAGAUGGAUCCACUACUGCAUCUCAUUUGGCUUUACACCCUGAGCGUCUUCAGCGCCGCGUCCGCCGCCACUCACUAUAACUGCAACAGUCCGCUGGUGUCCAUGUUACCACAGUCAUCCUUCCAGAGCUCCUCGGAGUCCUCCUUCAGUUACGCCGCUCACAACGCCAAACUCAACAGAAGAGACGGAGCGGGAGGCUGGUCUCCCAUGGUGACGGACCGGGAGCCGUGGCUCCAGGUGGACCUCAGGGACCGGAUGGAGGUGACGGCCGUGGCCACGCAGGGGCGCUACGAUAGCUCGGACUGGGUGAGCAGUUAUCUGCUGCUCUACAGUGACACGGGUCAGGCCUGGAAACAGUACAGACAGGAAGACGGUGUCGGGAGGUUUGUUGGGAACGUGAAUUCGGAGGCCGUCGUCCAGAACAAGCUCUCCCACUCGGUGAGGACUCGUUUCCUGCGUUUCGUCCCUCUGGACUGGAACCCCAGCGGCUGGCUCAGCCUCAGAGUGGAGGUGUACGGCUGCUCCUACAAAUCAGACGUGGCUGACUUUGACGGCAGAAGCUCUCUGCUGUACCGGUUCAAUCAGAAGUCCAUGUCGACGGUGAAGGACGUGAUCUCUCUGCGGUUCAAGAGCCGGCAGGCCGAGGGGGUGUUACUGCACGGGGAGGGACAGAGGGGAGAUUACAUCACUCUGGAGCUUCACCGAGGAAAACUGGCCCUCUACCUCAACCUGGACGACACGAGGCUGAGGUUCAGCAGCGGGCGCGUCGCCGUCACGGUCGGCAGUCUGCUGGACGAUCAGCACUGGCACUCUGUCGUCAUCGAGCGCUUCAACAAGCAAGUGAACCUCACGGUGGACUCCCACACGCAGCACUUCCAAACCAAAGGGGAGGGAGACUCACUGGAGGUGGACUAUGAGCUGAGCUUCGGAGGCAUCCCGCUGCCCGGCAAACCGGGCACCUUCCUCAGGAAGAAUUUUCACGGCUGCAUCGAAAACCUUUAUUACAACGGCAUCAACAUCAUCGACCUCGCCAAGAGACGCAAGCCGCAGAUUUACAGCGUGGGAAACGUGACCUUCUCGUGCUCGCAGCCCCAGCUGACGGCCUGCACCUUCCUGAGCUCCAGCAGCAGCUUCCUGUCGCUGCCGGCGGCCGCGCCGUCCUCCAUCAUGGGGGGUUUCUCCGUUCGAUUCCAGUUCAGGACGUGGAACCCAGACGGGCUGCUGCUCUCCGCUCGGCUGAGCCCGGAGCCCCGGAGACUGCAGCUGCAGAUCAGCAACAGCCGGCUGCUCCUGACCCUCCACAGCUCAGCACAGCAGAGAUCAGAGGCCACGGCGGGUCACAGAGUUAAUGACGGACUGUGGCACUCUGUGAGUCUGGACACCAGAAGUCUGCAGAUCAGUCUGACUCUGGACAACGAGCCGGCUUCCACCAUCGAACAGUGGGAACAACUGGAACCCAGAGGCAGCUUCUACUUCGGAGGCUGUCCUCCAGCAGGCUGUCAGAACCCGACUCUGUCCUUCCAGGGUUGCAUGCGGCUCAUAUCCAUCAACAGCCAGCCAAUCAACCUCAGUCACAUCCAGCAGGGACUGCUUGGAAAUUAUAACGAGCUUCAGUUUGACACCUGCAGCAUCAGAGAUAGGUGUAUUCCUAACCUGUGUGAACAUGGAGGUCGCUGUCUGCAGUCCUGGAGCUCCUUCUCCUGCGACUGUUCAGGGACCGGCUACUCCGGAGCGACGUGUCACAACUCCAUCUACGAGUCGUCCUGUGAGGCCUACCAGCUGACUGGCAGCUCCUCCGGCUUCUACUCCAUCGAUCCGGACGGGAGCGGCCCCCUGGGGCCCACGCAGGUCUACUGCAACAUGACAGAGGAGAAGGUGUGGACGAUUGUGAGCCACAACGUCACAGCUCCGGUCAGAGUUCAGGGAUCGUCUCUGCAGAAACCUCACGUCAUGAAGUUCAACUACAGCGCCUCGGCUCAGCAACUGCGGGCCAUCGUCGUGGCGUCAGAGCAGUGCCAGCAGGAAGUGGUUUACACCUGCAGGAAGUCCCGCCUCUUCAAUACCAAAGAUGGCCGUCCGUUGUCCUGGUGGGUGGACCAGGGAGGAGAGAGACGGAGCUACUGGGGAGGCUUCCUGCCUGGAGUCCAGCAGUGCUCCUGCAGCCUGGAGGAGAACUGCGUCGACAUGAAUUACUUCUGCAACUGCGAUGCCGACACAGAUGCAUGGGCUAAUGACACAGGAGUCCUCUCCUAUAAAGACCACCUGCCGCUGAGCCACAUCGCAAUCGGAGACACUAACAGAACGGGCUCCGAGGCCGUCUACGGAGUCGGCCCACUGCGUUGUUAUGGAGACAAGUCCAUCUGGAACGCAGCGUCCUUCUACCAGGAGUCCUCCUACCUCCACUUCCCCACCCUGCAGGCGGAGCUCGCCACGGACAUCUCCUUCUACUUCAAGACCAACGCUCCUUCAGGGGUCUUCCUGGAGAACCGGGGCCAUAAAGACUUCAUCCGAGUGGAGCUGAGCUCUCCCUCGGUGGUGACUUUCUCCUUUGACGUUGGAAACGGUCCGGCGGUCCUGGCCGUGAAGUCUCACCUCCCUCUGAACGACCGGCAGUGGCACUAUGUGAGGGCGGAGCGUAACGUGAAGGAGGCGUCGCUGCAGGUCGACCAGCUUCCUGUUCGCUUCCUGGAGGCUCCGCCUGACGGACACCACCGCUUACGUCUCAACAGCCAACUGUUUGUAGGGGGAACAGCGUCCCAGCAGAGAGGCUUCCUGGGCUGCAUCAGAACUCUGACCGCCAACGGUGUGACCCUUGACCUGGAGGAGAGGGCCAAGAUGGCGCCGGGCGUAAGCUCCGGUUGCCCCGGUUACUGCGGCGGCUCCAGCAGCCUCUGUCACAACAGAGGACGCUGCAUCGAGAAAAGCAGCGGCUACGCCUGCGACUGCUCACAGUCCGCCUACGGAGGACCCACCUGUAAAGACGAAGUGUCGGUGUCCUUCGACAGAGAGUCCUCGGUCACCUUUACGUUCCAGGAGCCUUUUUCGGUGAUGCAGAACAGAAGCUCGCAGGCGUCCAGCGUCUCCAGAGAAAGCAGCAGCAGCAGAGCCAGAGAGGACGUGGCCUUCAGCUUCGUCACCUCGCAGAGCCCGGCCAUGCUGCUGACCGUCAGCACCUUCAGCCAGCAGUACAUCGCUGUCAUCCUGGCUCGCAACGGGAGUCUGCAGAUUUGGUAUCACCUGCAGAGGGACAGGAGCCCUGACGUCUUCAGUCCCGCCCUCAGCAGCUUGGCGGACGGACGACUCCACCGAAUCAGAAUCCACCGGGAGGGCAAACACCUCUACGUACAGAUCGACCAGGACAUGGACAGAAAGUACACCCUGUCAUCUGAUGCAGAGCUGAUCUUAAUCAGGUCCUUGACAUUGGGCAAAGUCACCAGUGGAAACCUCCCAGAGGAGGUGGUCGGAGCAGGUUCGAAGGGUUUCAUCGGCUGCCUCUCCUCAGUCCAGUUUAAUCAUGUGGCUCCUUUGAAAGCAGCUCUGCUGAAUCGUGGAAGCUCACUGGUCACGGUCCGGGGUCCUCUGGUCCAAUCAAACUGUGGAGCGCUGGCAGACUCCAUCACAUCCCACAACCUGCAAGAUCAAUCUGCAACGACAAAUAAAGAAAAAGAGCAGCGCGGCGGUGAAACCCAGAACGACGUGGCUGUAAUAGCAGGUGUGGUGACGGCGGUGGUGUUCAUCAUGCUGUGUAUCGUCGCCGUGGUGACCCGUUUCCUGUACCAACGGCGGAGCCAGGCGAGUGACAGCAACGCCACGGAGAAGGAGCAACGACACAGUGUGGAGGCCGGAUACAGGACAGAGAUGCACCUCCACACCUCCGUCAGAGACAACAUGAAGGAGUACUACAUCUGAAUACACACAGUACUACAUCUGACAACAGGAAGGAGUGCUACAUCUGAGUACACGAAGAACUGCAUCUUCACGCCUACAUCUGACUACUCCAUGAAGUCAGAUGUAGGUGUGCUACAUCUCACUACACAAUGGAGUACUGACAACAUGAAUAACAACUAGGAGUACAGAGUACUACACCUGACUAAAUUAAGGAGUUCUACACUUGACAGCAACAAGUUCUGUGUCUGAAGGAGUCUCACUACCUGAAGUAGUACUACAUUCAACUACACAGAGUAAUAGAGGACUACAGGACUAAAUUAAAAUACAUGAAAGAGUACUACAUCUGACAUCAUGAAAGAGUACUACAUCUGACAUCUUGAAAGAGUACUACAUCUGACAUCAUGAAAGAGUACUACAUCUGACAUCAUGAAAGAGUACUACAUCUAACAUCAUGAAAGAGUACUACAUCUGACAGCAUGAAAGAGUACUACAUCUGACAGCAUGAAGGACAGUUGGAUCAGACUAAAGUAAGAAGUUUUGCAUCAUCUGACAUCCCAAAGGAGUACUACAUCUGACAUCCCAAAGGAGUACUACAUCCGACAUCCCAAAGGAGUACUACACCCGACAUCCCAAAGGAGUACUUCAUCUGACAUCCCAAAGGAGUACUACACCCGACAUCCCAAAGGAGUACUACAUCUGACUACAUGAAGGAGCACUACUUCUGACAUCUUGAAGGAGUACUACAUCUGACUACAUGAAGGAGUACCACAUCUUACUAAACUAGUUAGUAGUUCUACUGUGUCUGAAAGAGUCUGACCACAGGAAGGAGUACUACUCUGUCUACAUGUAGUACUACAUCCAACUACACAGAGUACAUCUGACAACAUGAAGGAUGAUUGGAUCAGAAUGAGUACUACAUGCAACUACACGAAGGGGUACUACAUCUCAAAGGAGUACUACAUCUGACUAAAUUAGGAAGUUCCAAUUUAGUUCUACGAUGUCUGAAGGAGUCUGAUUACAUGAAGGAGUACUACAUCUGUCUACAUGAAGGAGUACUACAUCUGUCUACAUGAAGGAGUACUACAUUAGACUUCAUAAAGGAGUACUACAUCUGUCUACAUGAAGGAGUACUACAUUAGACUUCAUAAGGGAGUACUACAUCUGUCUACAUGAAGGAGUACUACAUCUGUCUACAUGAGGGAGUACUACAGCUGUGUACUGCUCCCACAUGCGGGCUGACAGGUGGAUGCUUAGAACACAGAAGUGUGAACUGAACACCUGCACGUUGACCAGGUACACUGCGAGCACCUGUUGGCCUUCCUGUUGUGUGAACACUGAAGCAGAAACACAGAGGGAUGGAGUCUCUACAGGUGUGUUUGAUGGAGCCACUGUGGUUUUAAAGCCUCAGAAGAAGAAGAAGAAGACGAAGAAGAAGAAGAAGCACCUCCUGAAUGUGCACAACAUUUUGUUAGUAACUCUCCAAAUGCUGAAUAUUUCCACAUUUCUGUGGAAUACGCUCAAUGAUACUUGCAAGUCAAGAAACGUAGGCCAGGCCUGUAAGAUAUGCGCACAUUCGCUGCCGUCUUUGUUCUUUUAGUGUGGUGGUGCGUGUUGUGGUGUUAGCAGGGAAGGGGGACAGGGGGCCAAUACUGCCUACUGUACGAGUGCCUCAAGUUUUUAUUUCUACAUUUUGGAGCUUUUCUGGAGUAACUGGCAUCAAGGAAAUCUCAUUUCCAUCAGCAGGAGCUUGUUAUCUUUCAGUUCUGCAGCCCACAGUAGAUGAAAACUCAAAGCAGAUGGAAGAAAGUGGAUUUUUGAAUUGCCCAGUAGCUCAACCACAACAUCAGCCAUCUGAUAAUGAGGCAAUGUGCGAAAUGUUUCUUUCUCUAAGUUUAUGGCACCGUCCUGUUUGAAGUAGUACGAAAAUUAAUAAACCAAGAAAAUUCAUUAAAUCCAAUAUUACUAUAAAGGACCAGUGUGUGAGAUUUAGUGGCAUCUAGUGGUGAGGUGGCAAACUGCAACCAACUGAAUAUCCCCCCCACUAGAGCCAGUGUUUGGUUUGUCUGUUCAGGGAUACUGUAGAAACAUGGCGGUGCAACAUGGUUGGCUCCAGGGAAGAGGACCCGCCCCCUAUGUAAAGAUAAAGGGCUCAUUCUAAGGUAACAAAAACACAACAAUUCUUAU